AGACGGAUGAGCCGGGAAACCAUAGUGCGGAGACUCUCAUCUGAAAGAGAAGAAGAGAUGUCACCUGCAGUCCUAUGUAACAACACAGAUUACAGUCAGGUGACGGUCGUGGCCCUUCUACAGGCCAGCUGCGGCUUCUGCCUCGUCCAGGCCACCAACAUGGGUCCGCUGCGGGAUAAACUGGCCGAUCGGGGCCUCACAAACAUAAGUUACAUUAUAGUCAAUGACCAGAGCUUCGCCUCAAAGCUGCUGUUCCCGGUGCUGCAGAGCCGGGCCCCGGCAGGGAUGUCCGUGUACCAGCAGCUGCCCAACCAGGAGGACGUGUGGGAGAUCCUGGACGGCAGCAAAGACGACUUCCUGAUCUAUGACCGGUGCGGCCGCCUCACCUUCCACAUCCGGCUUCCUCUCAGCUACCUUCACUUUCCAUAUGUAGAAGCCGCCAUCAACGCCACCUACUAUGAAGAUUAUUGCCAGAACUGCACUUUUUAUGCAAAUGUCACAGAAAAUAAAAAGAAUGAGACCCUGGGAUCCCCGAUCACAGAUAUAGGGAAAGAAAAACAGUCAAAGCCGGGGUCUCUGUGUCCUGAAGAACACACGAAGAAGAAACCUGGCGACCAAUGUAAGAAUGAGCACAGCCAGGAAGAUAAAGGGAAGAAUAACAGAGAUCAUCAACCUAAGGAGGAGGAACGACACCAGCCAAUCAACAAUGAUGGAGAACGUCACCAGCCAAUCAACAAUGACGGAGAACGUCACCAGCCAAUCAACAAUGACGGAGAACGUCACCAGCCAAUCAACAAUGACGGAGAACGUCAUCAUCCAAUCAAAAAUAAGGGAAAACAUAAUUAAUAAUAAACAACAAUCCAAUUGCCUCUUGACAAAGCCACAUUGGUGGCGAAACGUUGAGGGGGGCAGUGUUAUGGUUUUAACUGCUAUGUGCCCUGACAAUCAGUAGUUCUACGAAGAAAUAAAGACAAAAAAGACAACCGGGAGGCAGCGCCUCGUGUAUUACCCUUGGCAGGUGAGGGAACCAAAAAGUAUGCUGAAUGUACACCCAGGACUUAAGUCAGGGUGGCCGCUCACCUUAAAGUAUCAUCUGAGGAAGGGGAAUUUACCCCGAAACGCGUCAUGAUCCUUUUGUUGUUUUGUGUUCAAUAAAAUUGCUUGAUUAAGAACACUUACCUGCAUCCUGUGUAUACCUGGAUAGAGCAGCGCCUGGAUCCAUUGGUCUUUUUUCCCACAAGUAAAUCAGUAGUUCUGGGAUGCAAAAAUACAAUGUAUCUCCUACUAAUUAUGAAUAAUGAUGGAGCUGGUCGAGCCCAAUAAGCCCAAUUAUAUCAGUUAUCAGUUAGGAGCACAAAGUGUUUUUAAAUGUGUGAUUUUUUCCUUCUUUUCUCACUAUUAUAAUUUUGGACCCGCACAUUAAAGUCCUGUAUAUAGCAAUUUUGGUUGGAACCCUCAGGGCCUUUAUUGGAUUGCCUCCGGCAAUCUAUCAGUGAUUAUUGUGAAAGAUGAAUGACACACAUAGU
Hyla sarda is the source of this 1526-nucleotide messenger RNA. Its product is annotated as selenoprotein Pb-like. NCBI's taxonomy places the organism in Eukaryota, Metazoa, Chordata, Amphibia, Anura, Hylidae. Gene Ontology annotation, biological process: selenium compound metabolic process. The record is from RefSeq and is a predicted model, not a curated record. Gene Ontology annotation, molecular function: selenium binding. Gene Ontology annotation, cellular component: extracellular region.